Messenger RNA from Syngnathus typhle (broad-nosed pipefish), 791 nucleotides. Its product is annotated as homeobox protein Hox-A11-like. Gene Ontology annotation, cellular component: nucleus. Gene Ontology annotation, molecular function: RNA polymerase II cis-regulatory region sequence-specific DNA binding; DNA-binding transcription factor activity, RNA polymerase II-specific. NCBI's taxonomy places the organism in Eukaryota, Metazoa, Chordata, Actinopteri, Syngnathiformes, Syngnathidae. Gene Ontology annotation, biological process: anatomical structure development; regulation of transcription by RNA polymerase II. The record is from RefSeq and is a predicted model, not a curated record. The transcript has 3 exons. The coding region runs from base 31 to 735 and encodes 234 amino acids.
UGAUAUGAACCUUUUUAUCUGGAAAUAAAAAUGUAUUUACCCAGCUAUAAUAAUUCGCCGUCGGAUUCGGGCUUGGUCGGCGCGGGUCUGUGGGACCACAACACGGCAGCGGCUCGGUCCGCAGGGUACCGGGACCUCUGCUUCCCGGAGCCACGCACGCAUGAGCAUCCUCCCGCGGAAAGGUGGGCCGUGUACCAGGCGGGCCGUCAACCCAUAACACCGCCGAAUUUUUACCACACCUUGCCGGAGACAGCGGCGGACCCGAGUCAAACUUAUUUUCUCUACGCGGGAACCCAGCAACAGAAUCUCCUAACCCGCCAAGGAGGAACCGAGGGAAGCCGGUCGGCGGUGUUGGGUUUCGGGGGAGGAGCGGCGGAGGCGGAGGGGUCACCCGGGAAGUCGAACGGGGACGGAGGGGAAAGGAACCAGGUUGCGCCGGUCUGCGAGUCACCCGAAGCCGGGAGGAAGGACCAAGUGGACGCGCUUUAUUGCGGAGCUGCAGCAAGGAGGAGUAAGAAGCGUUGUCCUUACUCCAAGCAGCAGAUCAGAGAGCUGGAGAAGGAAUUCCUCUUCAAUGUCUACGUCAAUAAACAGCGACGUGCUCAGCUCUCCCGUCUCCUGCACCUCACUGACCGGCAGGUGAAGAUCUGGUUCCAGAAUAGAAGGAUGAAGGAGAAGAAGCUGGGCAGAAUGCAGUUCUAUACCAACGGACCUCAAUAUCUCACGGGUGUGUGAAUUGGAGAUGAUUAGGUGUCAAAUUUCUGGGAUCUAAAUGUCUUCCAUUGCAGCAG